AUGAACACAGAGAAAAGACCAUCAACAAGAGGAAGCGUUCGCAUUCCAAGAAUUCCACAACAUUCUAAUUCAUCAUUAUCACGUCAAAAGGAUAUUACUUUACAUGAAAGAACUGGUCGAAUUAAAAUUGUUACUGAAAUAAAAGAAUUAAAGCGUGUUAGAAAGGCUUAUAAUAAAUUCAAUGAGCUAUUUAGUAAAUUUAAUUCAUCAACAGGCGCUGAAAUAGUUGGAAAACAGAUGACAUUAACGUACUCACAGUUUAAGUCCGCAUUUGAUAGUUUUCUAUCUCAUUGCUCUCAGUACUUCAAUUCUUCACCUAACACACGCCGAAUUGGAAGAUAUUCUCCAAUAAUAGACUUUUCGCAAAAAUUACUCAAAGAAUGGUCAUUAUUAGUAAUUGCAAUGAAUCGAUUAUCUUCUUCUUUCCAAAUCCCACAUCAGCAAAAGCUCCAAGAAGAUUUUGACAUGCUUACCGGAAGUAUUACAACAAUUGCGAAAUCAAUUGUUAAUCGUACGUAUUACAAAGACAAUCUCUACUCAUCAUCCAAUGUUUUAAAGUCCGAAAUCACACGCAUUUACCAGCUAAUCUUCAAAACAUUGAACGGCGAUGUUUCCGAAUUCAAUGACGCCAAAUUGGAUUCACUCAGAGAAGAAAUGGUUAUUCUUAAUCGAAACAUAAAUGACAAUUUCGUAUCACAAAUUCCUUCAAAUGUCGCAAAUACACCAGAUUUUCUACGAAUGAGGAGCGCUCUUAAAACUUCUUGUGGACAUGUUAUCUCUUUAUUGGAGGCAGCUCAUUUCUUCGUUCAUAACAUCCAUUCAAUCCUUAACAGAAUGAAGAAACUCGAUGUUACGCUCAGAGAUCUUCUGGAUGAAUUGGACAUUAAAUAUCGCUUGGAUGUCACUCCUAAUGGAGAAGAAGAGCCAAGCGAAGAAGAUGUUGACGAAUCUCCAAUAAAACCAGAGAUUAAAGUUUUGGAAGAUGAACCUUUCGAAGUAACACUUCCUCCUGUUACGAAACCACGUGCUCGUUCAUCAAUAAGAACAAGCGUUGUUAAAAAUUGUAUGCGCGGCACAAUUUAG
This is a messenger RNA of Trichomonas vaginalis G3, 1083 nucleotides long. Its product is annotated as WD40 repeat-containing protein. The coding region runs from base 1 to 1083 and encodes 360 amino acids. The record is from RefSeq and is a predicted model, not a curated record. Lineage: Eukaryota; Parabasalia; Trichomonadida; Trichomonadidae. The transcript has a single exon.